AUGAGAGAUUUGUUACGAGUUAACAAUGAAUCAAGCUCGGGAUUAAGCUUUGGAGGAAAAACAGUUGUUCUAGGUGGAGACUUUAGGCAAAUACUUCCAGUGAUAACAAAAGGAUCUAGGCAGGAUAUUGUUAAUGCAUCAAUCAAUUCAUCCUAUCUUUGGCAACAAUGUAAGCUACUUAGGUUAACACAAAAUAUGCGUCUAAGAGUUACUAAUGGAGAUGAAAACAUUGAAGAUUUAAGGAAAUUUGCAAAUUGGAUUCUUGAUGUGGGUGAUGGAAAACUAGGAAACUUAGAAGAUAGUGCCAGUGUAAUCAGUAUUCCACCUGAGCUUCUUAUAAAGGAAUUUGAUGAUCCAAUUGAGGCAAUUGUUCAAGCUAUCUAUGGUGAUUACUUAAAAGACUCGACUGAUUUUAGUCAUCUUCAAGGUCGCGCAAUAUUAGCUCCAACUACUAACAUCGUUGAAGAGGUCAAUCACUACAUGCUUUCUUUGAACAGUCACGAAAUGAAAACAUACCUAAGUUGUAACUCAGCUUCCUUUAAAGGUGGUAAUAACACGUUUGACAAUCUUCACACUCCCGAAUUUUUGGCAACUAUCAAAACGCUUAUCAUCUUCAAAUUAACCCUAAUAAAUAUUAAAAUUAAGUUUCAAACUUUGUUAUUCAUACUCACACAUGUCGAUACAAAUUUUGCCAAUACGAAGCAUUACUUCUUCCAUGUUUACCGCGCGGAGGCGCGGGUGGACAGCUAG
This is a messenger RNA of Arachis ipaensis, 750 nucleotides long. The record is from RefSeq and is a predicted model, not a curated record. Lineage: Eukaryota; Viridiplantae; Streptophyta; Magnoliopsida; Fabales; Fabaceae.